CUGGUUGGGCGAUUGUCACUUUGACAGUUCCCUGGCAUUUAUAUUCCUUGGAAGUAGGAAUUCUUCGUUUGCUUGCGUAUUUGAGAAGUGGUGACAACUUUGUGUAAUCUAAACCCGAAAAACACAUUCCGUGUACACAACACAUUUAGCAUUGACAGUUGGAAUUUCGACAUUUGGCAUUUGCAUUGCUGCCAUUUUGCCCGAUCUCGUUUGGGCUCGCGUUUUCUGUCGGCGGGGUUGCAUGCACUUGGAACAUCACAUAUACAUGUACAUACGCGCGCUCGUACACACUCCGGCCAACUAAAAAAACUAAAAUAAAUUCCCUUAAGAAAAUACACACGGAAAAGUUGGGUGAUUUGAUGAGUUUUUGUCGGUUUCGGUGUGGUUUUUUCAGGCGUCAAUCGUCAUCAAAACAAAGGCCAAGAUUUUGAGUGAAACGUGAGCGGCGCGAAAAGUGUAUCCGAAAUCCGACAAUAUUGAAAUUUGUUAGUAUUUUGUCGCUUGACGGUGGUGCCUUUGCCCCGUCGUCGUCGCAGAGUUCGGGCUGCUGGUGCGGCCGACGAGUGGUGACCUCCCUCUUGGAAAGGCCUAGCGCGGUCGCUUCCGUUCGUGGAAGGAAGCGCUGGACGCCAGUGGCCAGAAAUCCGGUGCGGUCGCGAGGUAUUCAGAGAGGAGUCGUGUUACCUGGUAAAAAGUUGGUGUUCCCGGGGCACACGCCUGCCGUGGACGGAUUUGCCAAAUCCCGCGUCCGGACAGAGAUCCAGCUGCCACAAGACUGCAAUCUGGUUGAAACAGAACUGCGGAAGCGAAGGAAAGUAUAACAACAUAUCCGAUUUCGUUGGCGCUCGCCUGUAUUUAGAAAGUGUGCCUGCGACUGGUGCGUGUUAUUUAGCCCCCAAAUAGCUGCAGUGACCGGCAGUUAAGCUUGACGGGCUCUUGCACGGAGGAGUCGUUGGAAAUUUCGAGACAGAAUGUUGCACCCGCCUCUUUGAGAGAGGCAGCUACGAUCAAACCGGCCAGGCCUACAUCGUUUAGCUUGAAAGGCGACCUCCGAAGGUAUGUUAAAUGAGCCAUCGAAUGUCAAUCGGCCAGGAAUUACCGCUAUGACCACGACGAUAUCGGGAUCGUCAGCAGCAGACAGUCAACCACAGGCAACCGAAGCAGCACCUGGAGCACUCGCAGGGGGCAAUUCGCCGGCGGCAGCAGCUUCUUCCUCCACAGCUGCUUCCGUAGGCGGCACUUCAUUGAUCAUGACCACUUCUGCACCGCCGCUUGGCUCUGUACAGGGCGCCAAUAACAGUGCCAGCACCGUGGCCAACAUUUCCAGUUCGGUGGUAGGAUGUAAUUUGUCCUCGUCGUCAUCUUCAUCCUCGUCUUCGUCUUCAUCAUCGUCGUCGUCCUCAUCGCCUCAACCGCACAUAAGCGCGACAUCGGCCGGUCCCGUUGCACUGGGGCAAUCUACGGGUCAGACUCCCGUCACAUCGCUAGCAACUCCUCCAAACUUGAAUAGCAAUAGCAUCCCAACCUCAGCAAUCUCAACGUCCCUCACGUCCGUAGGGAUACUUCCGUCUACUGCAACGGAUUGCUCCUCGGUGGCAAUGAGUAUUAAGGAUGACACCAAUCUGAUCGACAGUACACAGAGCAAACAUGAAGAUGAAUCGCCGCACAUCGUGCAGGGACCAUCUCCCGGCCUGGGCAAUAUGAAGAAGGAACCCAUUCAGCGUCUCAACUCUAACGACUCAGCAAACUCUGGCUCAAUCAUUGGCUCCACCAACACUGGAUCUUUGCAUCAUAAUAACAUUAAAAUCGAAGAUGACUUACUUCCCAAAGACGAUCUUCUCACAGACAAUCCUGCGACUAUGGGUGCAAUCGGUUCCAUGGUGAAUAUAAAAAAGGAGGAACCCGGUCCUGACCUUGUGUCCGAUGGUUUUAGUUCAUUGGGGACGGGCGGCAGUGGAGUGCCUGGAGGGACGGGCGGCGGUGGUAAUAUUAACAACUGCGGGCAUAACAAUCGAAUAUCUCCGACGGACAAUGUGCAACAUCAACAACAGCAAAUGAAUGCUAACAGUUUACUAAGCGGCGGAGGCGGCGCUGGUGGAAACAAAGGUGGUAAUGGAGGUGGUCCCACGAAUGCAAUGGAUUACAUGCAACAACAAAGGCAUAUAUUUGUCUUUUCAACACAGUUAGCGAAUAAGGGUGCAGAAUCGGUUCUUAGCGGUCAGUACUCUACUAUCAUCGCUUACCAUUGUGCGCAACCGUCAACCAAAAAAUUCCUCGAGGAGUUUUUUCACAAAAACCCAAUGAAAAUGUCGAAAUUUAAUCGGCAGAAUCCAACACAGUGGCUUAACAAUAUCUCCGGUUCGUCACCGUCGAUGAUGGGUGGCGCGGGGCUGGGGGCUGGUCCGCCUGGCGGUAUCUGUAGUGUAGGUCUGGGGGGCGUGGGUCCUCAGAAAGCAAAUAGGCAAAGUAACUCUAACGCGAACAGCGGGAACGGACAAAAUGCUAAUGGCAACGUGAACCGAAUGGUUCCAAAUGCCAAAGUGAAUCAACGAAAUGCAGCACAGCCGCGAUUGCCUGCUUUUUCUAAUGACGAUUUAUCUGGUGGCGAGUCAGAUCUCUUGCCUUGGGAGCAGGCAGCGAACCAUCUUGGCCUUGACAGUAUGAACGGCAGCACCGCAAUGAAUUCAAACCAAAAUUCAAGCGGGCCGCAGUCCACUGGCGAUCCAACCACUGCACUGGAUGUUCCGGAUCCCCUAAGUAGUGGGUCGCCUUCCUUAAAUCCUAGCCGAAGCAGCAAUCUAAUGAAUGCCACCUCGACACCGACAAGUAUGCAACCUUCGCCAACGUCAAUUGCGACUAGUGGUAUCGGGCCUACAAGUCCUAGUAUUAUGCAACCAUCACUACAAGGAGUCAAAGUCCCCAACGAAAAUUUAACUCCGCAACAGCGACAACACCGCGAGGAACAGCUCGCUAAAAUCCAGAAAAUCAACCAAUUUUUGCAAGGCGGCAUCACAUCAGACUUCGUGGGAGCUGGUGGCGAGUCCGCAGCGGAUUCAAACAAUUUGCCCUCAGUUGCAGGCCCUAAGAUACUCGGGGCAAGUUGCGCUGGAGGCCCCGGAAUGAGCAGCGGAGGACCAUCAGGUGGUUCAAUGAAUCCAUCGGGUCCAGUUGGCAUGAUAAGUCAAAUGCAGAUGAAUGCCGCCGUAGGAAACGUCCCGCCUGGAUUGCGUGGAACGAACAUGAUGAGUUUGGGGCCACGUGGCAACAUGUGCAGGUCCAUAGGUCCGAUGGGUGGAGAUCAAAUGAUGGGUAGUCCAGGUGAUAUAUCGGCAAUGCAGUGCGGGACAGGAUUGUUGCCUGGGAUGAUGGGCAAUCAGCCCGGUGGUAUGAUGGGUGGUACCAAUAUCGGAUCAUCCCAACAACAAAUGGGGUCACUCGGGCCUAUGCAUUCUUGUGGGAUAAUGGCUGCCGGGAACGGUCCAAACAAACAGAUGAUGGUUGGACCAGGACCAGCAAUGAUGGAGUGGAACAAGCUUCAACAUCAAUUCUAUGAAGAUAGAAAAGAUCCCUUUGGUGGUAUGCCUGGGCGACAAAUGGCAGGUAGCGGUAAUACCGGCUCAAAUCGACCAAACCACCACCAGCAGGGCCCGCCGGGUGGUAAUUCUCGAUCUCAAGGCCCACCCCCGCCAUAUCAUCAGACUCAGCGGUCUGCAUCAGUUCCAAUAGCUACGCAAAGUCCGAAUCCCGGUUCCCCCAACAAUCCCACAUCGAAUCUCUCUCUCCCGUCACCACGGGAUGCGGGCUCGACACUUAACUCACCGGCGGCUGAUCAUGGAAUGACCCAGCCAUCAUUGGCUACACCGGGUGGCGGCGGUGGGAACGGUCCCGCAUCUGUACCAACUUCUGGUCAAUCGCAAAAUCAAGUCGCUAACAACCGACAACUGCCAUAUAAACAAGAUUCACCAGCAAACAACGCGGCGAAUACACCCACCUCAUCGGCGGGACCCGCGCCCAGCGCAACUAGAUCUUUAAGUCAACAUAAUAGCAAUCCCAGCACGCCAAUAUCGUCGCAUCUAUCACCCAACGCUAGUCUGAAGGACCUCGACUUGGGCAAUUCGCAAGGAAAGGAACCAAAUUUGAUGCCAGUGCCAUCUCCACAACAAAUUCAAUAUCUUAACACAUUUGAAGGGCAGGAGUUGACAAUCCAAAAGCAGCCAAACACCACAAUAAAGGAUGGAAGCAUUAUAUCACCACCGGGUGCAACGAAUUCGGAUCAUCGGUUAUCAGCGAAUACAACACCUUCAGGGUUAGAUAGUCGAUUCAAUAACACAUCCGCAACGGGUGGCAGCGGCAACGGACCGGGUAGUUCUAGUUCUGGAGGCGUGACGGCUGUGGGCGGCAAUCCAGGUGGAAACCCCAGCGGACCAGCUUCGGGAUUUCCAUUGCUACCCAGUCCACAAACCCCAAAUGCAGCCUCUACGUCUAAUGCGUCACAAAACGCGUUUUUCUGUGAGAAUGACAAAGUACGUGGUCCAGGAGGCAAUAGCGGAAGUGGUGGAGCGGGGCCCAGUCCGCAAGGGUCACGAACGCCGUCGAUAAGUGAAGUAGACUCCGUACGGUUUCCUCCUGUUAGUCCUGGGAUGAGCUUUCCCACGACUGGUAAUAAUUCUAAUCAGUCAAUAAUGAAAAUGGGUGGCGGGGGGAGCACUUUUCUCGAGAGUUCAAAAUGUUCAACGACGUCCAGCAACGAAAUACCAACCAGUGGAAGCUUUUCUGCACGAGUCGAUAAUCUACCACUCAAUCCGAACAGUAGUUGUCAGACGCCGGCGAAAACAUCGCACUUUGAUCCAAUCUCGUCACUUGCCCAAAUGUCACAACAACUUACAAGCAAUGUACCCACUUCGAUGAAUGGCGGCGGAGGACCGCCGGCUGGCGCGGGUCCAGGUUCUGGGGGUGGUCCUGGAGGUGGCGGUGCUGGUGGUCCCAACGUUAUGAUGAACACUUUCCAGAACCAUGGAGGUAUGGGUCUUGUAGGCAAUGAUAUGUCUAUGGGUGGUGGUCACCAUCACGUUGUCGAAGGAUUAAUGACUGGAAUGGACCCAUGCGGAGGGAUGAUGGGAUCCGGUCCUACAGGUAUGGGGCAGUAUGGAAUGCAUGCUGCCAACGGAGGCGCAGGUGUCAACAGCUCUGUAAGUGGAAUGCCAAUGGGCCUGAUGGGUGGACCACGUUCAAUCUCCCCUAAAUUAGGAAUAAUGCCAGGUUUCGGGCCGGGUGGUCCUGGGAUACCUCCACAUCAUCGAAUGAUCGGACGAGCACCGUUGGGUGGAAACCCUUAUGGAAAUGGCGCAAAUAUUCAAGUCAAAGCUAGCACACCGAAUACUAUUCAGUAUUUGCCAGCGAGGCCCCAAGUCGGUGGGACGAGCCACCCACGAGGUCCGCCCAGUUUGGAGUUUCUGCGCUUUUCUAAUCCAAUGUCUUCAAUAGAUGGCGUAGUCGGUGGUCCCAACAAAGGACAAUCCAUGCCUUUCUAUUCCAAUUGCAAUCAAAUGAGUGGCUCUAUGGGGAUGAACCAUAUGGACGGCGGUAACGGAGGACCCGACGGGCUAAUGGGCAUAGGAGGAAUGGGCGGCCCACAAGGAGGCGGACCCAUGAUGGGCCAGAAUAUGUUAAUGCGGGGGCUACGACCGCCCGGACAAGGUGCUAUGAUUCGAAUGUCCGGUGCCCCACUCUUGGGUGGUGGCGGCGCAGGGGCCGGUCAUAAUCACCCAUUCAAUAACGGCCCUCCUAGCUCGGAUCCGUCCAUGUUUGGACCGGGUGCUCAUCAGAUGUUCGGCGGACCCAAAGGCGGUCCUGGUGGAGGGCAAAUGAUGCCAGGUCCUGGCGGACCACCCGAUGCAUCACAACCGCUUCCGCCAUCGAUGGGCGGUGCACAGGGACCCGGCGGAAGUGGACCGGGAGGCAAUAGUGCUGGCGGGCCCGGCGGAUUCAAAUCACAAUUUGUUGGACCAUCAACAGCAGACCCAAAUUACGCCCAACAGUAUCAUAAUUUUCAACAGCAACUCUAUGCAACAUCAACGCGUAGCCAAUUAAAUCAGCAACCAGGCGGAGGAGGACCCAACAACCCCAACCAGUCGUUUUUCGUGCCCAAGUAAUCCACAAAUUCGUUUCGACGCAGUUCUCGCACCUAAAGUACCAACCGCUACUUUUGCACCUGCAAGAUGUCAAGAGGAAUUCAAUCCCUGAAAAGCAAUGUUUGCCCUGUGCUCUUCGUAUUUUUCGAUGCGGGGGCGGGACGUGAUCUACAUUUAAUCAUUUCCGCUUGCUCGUCGUUGGGAAAAUCUAGAAUUUGGUCCUCCUGAACGGAUGUUGAAAAACGGUUGGUGUGGUGCCGAGAGAUUGGAAUGCUAAGGUCAUUGCGGAACCCACGCAGCGCAAAAUAUAAAUCUUAUAGAGCAGGACUGUAAUUUAUUUUAUUUUUGAUAAGACUCGAUUGUUAGUUGAAAAGGAUGAUUAGGGGAGGAGCGACGACGAAAUAACAAAAGUAACAAGUAAUAAUUUAAGGACGCUGAGAAGGAAGCAACAAAAAACCCAUGAUAAAUAGUUUAGGCUUAAGGUGAAAAUAUUAGACGAUUUAAGGAUAAUUCUUUCUGAAACAAAGCUGAUGAGAAAAACAGAAUUAAGAGAAAAAUUACGUUAGUAGGGAAUAGAAGAAAGAAUGAGCGCGAGUAUGAUCGAUCGUAAAUAUAAAUUAAAGUCUAAAAAUAAAGCAAAUUGAGAUGAUACAGAUAAAAAAUGAAAUGUAAUAAUUAUAAUUAAAAAAAAUUGAAAAUAUGAUGUU
Messenger RNA from Hermetia illucens (black soldier fly), 6838 nucleotides. It is a transcript of the gene lgs, whose product is annotated as protein BCL9 homolog. The record is from RefSeq and is a predicted model, not a curated record. Lineage: Eukaryota; Metazoa; Arthropoda; Insecta; Diptera; Stratiomyidae. The coding region runs from base 1059 to 6152 and encodes 1697 amino acids. The transcript has 8 exons.